GCUAUCAAGUACAGCAACAACAAUUGGACAAUUUUGUCUCUUCAUUCAAUUUUUAGCCAUAAUUUGUUUUGAUAUAUAUCAAGUUCAGUCAAAAUUAAGUUCAUUCAUAAUUUCACAAAUGGAACAGGCUAGCCCUUUACCACCAUCAUCGUCAUCAUCGUCAUCAUCAUCAUCAUCAGCAUCAGACCAUCAGGAUGAUCAAACAUCGGGUCAACCACAACAUCAAGAACAGAAUUCGUUCAACAAUCAACAACAAAAAUCAAGCACAGAUCUGAUACAGGCAACCAUCGAUGAUAAUAUACUUAAACGUGAAUUAUAUUUUUUAAUCUAUAAAUUUUUGGAAAGAAGUCCACUACAACAAUCAUUUCAAGUAUUAAAACAUGAAUUAGAAUCAAAUGCAUGUCUAUUACCACCACAAUAUGAUUGGCGUACCGGUAGUGAACGUUCAUCAAAUGAAUUCGGAUUAGGUAAUGAAAUACUCGAGUUAGCUAUUAAGCAACAUCCACACAUCACUGCCGAUUAUCUAUUUCAAUCACUAAAACAAGCGCAUCAAGCUUUAUCGCAAGUUGUGCCACCACCGAUUGAAAAUUCUAUCGUUUCAUUCCUAUCCGCCGGACGUUUUUCAUUAGUACGCCCUAUACCUAAAAAAUCAUUAAUAUCUGAGCAAGAUGAGCGUUUAUUACCACUAAAUCGUAAUCCAUUUUCAUUGGCAUCAAUAUCUAAUCAUCGAAAUCAUGCACCACCGUUGUUGUCGCAACGUUUUUCAUCUGUCCAUUUUCCCGGACAUAUUAGUCAAACAUUAUUCAGCAGGCAAUUGGCUGGUCCUAAGCCCAUAACACAUCUAUUACCUGUCGGAUUCUAUGAACAAUAUCAAAAAUAUAAUCGUGUACUCGGUCACCUUUCUUCCGUAUUCUGUGUUCUAUUUGAUCGUACCGGACGAUUUUUAAUUACCGGAGCGGAUGAUACAAUCAUUAAAAUUUGGUCUGCAUCCGAUGGCCGUUUAUUGGCUACCUUACGUGGACAUCAGGGUGAAAUAACCGAUUUAUCUAUAUCGUUGGAAAAUGAUAUGUUGGCAUCGGGCAGUUGUGACAAAAAGAUUCGUGUUUGGAAUUUACGUACUACGGCUUUGAUCAAAACAUUAAAGAAUCAUGAAGAUCAAAUAUCCGGCGUAAAAUUUUGUCCGCUUAUGACGCAAGAUACUCGUUAUCUGGUAUCGAUCUCGCAAGAUGGCAGUGUUUGUUUUUAUAAAUAUGAUGCCAAAACUCGAUUAUUUCAGGAUGAUCCGAUUCGUUUUGUCGAGCGUAAACGCCGCGAUUCUCAAUUAGUAUCAUGUUCAUUUUCGGCAGGUGGUGCAUUUUUUGCUGUUGGAUCAACCGAUUGCAGUCUUUAUGUUUAUCAUGUUUCCGCACCAGCUGGUCCGACAAAAAUUCUUGAAAUCGAACAGCAUACUGAUCAUGUGGAUUCUUUACAGUUUAGCAAUCGCUCAAUGCUACGAUUUAUUUCUAGUGGCCGUGAUGGUCUCGCACAUAUUUGGAAUUAUGAAAAACAAAAAUGGAAUCACCUCAAGAUUGAUAUCAAUCAACGAUUAGAUGGUCGGCCACCAGAACGUCGAGUAGAAAUUGCUGGAACAUCAAAAAUUUGUGUUUUACGUGUCUGCAUGGUAGCCUGGACAAUUGAUGAUCGAUUCGUUAUCACCUCUUUGACCGAUAGUUCUAUUAAAGUUUGGUUUUCACAUAAUGCCAAAUUGAAACAUGUUUUAUAUGGUCAUGAAGAUGAAGUAUAUAUUAUCGAACCACAUCCUACUGAUGGUCGAAUUAUAUUGACUGCUGGACAUGAAGGUGCUAUAAUGAUUUGGGAUGUGGUCACCGGUACAAAUAUAAAAACAUUUUAUAAUGCAUUGGAAAAUUCUCAAGUUCCGGCAUCAUUGUUCGAUGCUAAAUGGAAUCCGGAUGGUACAAUGUUUGCCGCAACUGAUAGCUAUGGACAUUUAAUCCUAUUUGGACUAUCACCAUCAAAUCCAUAUUCCGAAUUACCUGAACAUAUGUUUUUUCAUACGGAUUAUCGGCCUAUCAUUCGUGAUGCCAAUGAUUUUGUUAUCGAUGAACAAAUGCAAAUCGCACCGCAUUUAAUGCCACCACCAUUUUUAGUCGAUAUUGAUGGGAACCCCUAUCCACCAAGACUUCAGCGCCUAGUUCCUGGUCGCGAAAAUUGUCACGAUCCGCAACUUAUACCGUUCGAUGGCGGUGAUCAGCAAAAUGAUCAACAAGCUCAACAACAACAACAACAAGGAGCCCUUACGAUCGAUGAUAUGAUUCAGCGCUUGCAACGAGAACAGCAGCAACGACGGCCUAGUAGCUCAGGAGAUAUAACAGCUCCUACUUCAGGUUCGUCACCAGCUAAUAGUUCGCGAAGUGCACAUUCUGUCGGUGAUGGUGUCCGUAAUGCUGCCAAUUUAGUCGACCCAAAUGACCGUGUUGUUAAUGAUGAAAGUAGUACCGGUCGGCCAAGUGGAUUUCAAAUGGGCAUAUUCAUGCGAAAACCAUUAAUCAUUCCGUUGCCAGAACGAGAAAUCGAAUUCAUUCGUGAACGACAAUGUUCGCUAAAUAAAAUGGAAGAGGAGUAUUAUCGAACCGAACAGAAAAAACGACCUAAAGAGAUUGAACCAAUUGAACCAUUACCUGAAUUUAAACCAUUUACGCGACGACAACGGAGAAUUUUAUACCAGUCCAGUGGUGUAACACGAUCAUCAUCACGAUCGAAUCGUUCAAAUAUGAAUAAUAGCGAUCGUACUGAACGUCAAUUUUCAUUAGUUCCUCUUGAUGAGGAUGAUUCAAAUGAUGAAGAUUUUACCGGUACAUCAGAAGAAGAAUCGAGCGAGUCAGAUGAUGCUACAUCGGAUUCAGAUUGGAAUCAACCAUCAACUUCACGUGAUCGAACGCCAUUUCCAUCUUCAGUGGCUGGUGUAUCUAGUGCUCCUGCCGUGCGUAAACGCAAACGUCGUGCUACCGAUGUAGAAGAUGAUGAUCAUAUUCAAAGUGAUAAUGAUGAUCAGCAUGAUACGUCCAAUGAUAUAAUCUUUCUUAAUCAGCCAUCAACUUCACUUGGGAACGAAGGGUCGAUUCGAUCAAGACGACGAACAAAUAUUGACGAUAUUCACAACCCAUUAGAAAGGCGUCAAAGGUUCGAGCAAAUUAAUGUUGAUCAUCAGUUUAGACAGGUUGAAAAUGGCCACCUUGAUGAGCAAUUUCGACCCCCCGAAUGGUUCACGAAUAGUAAACCGAAAAGAACGCCUUAUUUUCCUCAGAUUGGUGAUCGUGUUGUAUAUUUCCGUCAAGGUCACCAGAAAUAUAUUGAUGCUGUUCGUGAAACAAAAUGUUAUAAUAUCAAUCUUGCGACGAAACCAUUCCGAUUACGUGGAAGUGAUUCGGAUGAAAUAUUCGCCAAAAUUAUCGGUAUUCAAUAUCAUGUUAAGCCUCCGCGUCUGGUUACACUACGUAUGGUUGUUAUUGAUCCAUUAGCUGAAGAAAACGAAGCUGAACAACAACAAACCAGUAAUGUCAAUCAAUCGUCGUCUAAUCAUCAUCCCCAUAUCGCCCAACAACAAUUUUCUGUUCGAUAUCAUGAUCUUGAUCAUGUUUGUGAUUUCAUCAUUCUUAAACAGUGGUAUGAUAUAUCCGUGUCACGUGAAUGGCGUGUUGCUGACCUAUUUCGAUCAGCGAUUGAUGAUCAAUGGUGGAUCGGACGUAUUCAUUCGAUGCGCUAUACAGAAACUAAUUCUUAUUUUCAAUCAAUUGAAGUUAUUUGGUGCAACGGUGAAAAAGAAUUACUAAGUCCUUGGGAUUUGGAACCUUUAGAAUCGAAUUUAGAUAUUCCUAAUCAACCGCCAAAUGAUGGUCAAUCAGUAACAGAUGAAGAAAGAAUAGCAUUUUCAAUGAUAGAUGAGCAAGAAUGGCCAUUAGAGCAGCGUAAUCGUGAUCGGGAACGUAUAAUAAAUGGUCUGCUUCGUGUUAUGGAAUUUUCUCAUGCUGAAGAAUUUGCCGCUCCCGUCGAUCUUAAUCAACAUCCAUUAUAUGCAAUGACAAUACCGUAUCCGAUGGAUUUAUCUACAAUCAUGUCGAGAUUACGAUCGAAUUUCUAUAGACGUUUAGAAGCGGUCAAAUUCGACGUGCGUUUUAUCGAAUCGAAUGCAGCAUUAUACAAUAUGCCUGAAUCACUCAUUGUUAAAAAAGCAAAAAUUAUUACCGAAUGUUGUUUACGUUUCAUCGAAGAUUCUGAAUGUCAAGAUCCGACACCGAUUAUGAAUGAAUUGAGUAAUAAUUAUGCAUCGGAAUUAGUGAACGCCACCGGCAUCUCAACAACUGCCGAUCCCACUCAACAACAACAUUCAUCAUCAAUGUCAUCGUCAUUCGGCCAUCAAAGACCUCGAAGAUCUACACGUCGUAUUCGUUCAAGCAUAUUUUCCGAUAGUGAUGUAGAUGAAAUAAAUCGUCCUGGUCGCCCAUCAAGAUCCGACCGUACUAAUCAUAUUCACAAUCGAUUGAUAACCGAACAUGAUGAUGAUAAUCGACCACGCAAAACAUGGAAACAAUUGUGUCGAGAACUUAUUGAUCAGAUUUUUGAGCUUCCAGAUUCUGAACCUUUCCGUGCUCCUGUUGAUCCAAUCAUCUAUCCAAAUUAUGCUCAUAUAAUCGAUACACCAAUGGAUUUAACAACAGUGAAAGAACAGCUCCUAGCCGAUAUCUAUGAUUCACCGCAAGAUUUUGCGAAAGACAUGCGUCUGAUAUUCACCAAUUCCAAACAAUUUAAUACAAGCAAAAAAUCACGUAUUUAUUCAAUGACAAUUCGUUUGUCGAAUAUAUUUGAAGAGAAAAUGCGCUCACUGAUGAGCGAAUUAAAGUCAUCGAGAUCCCGUACGAAUCGUCAGUCAUCGAAUGGUGGUAGAUCUGGUCGAAAUCGUCGUAAUGGAAAACUUCGAAACACUAGUCGAUUUCAGCGAAAAUCAUCUUCACCAAUGUCACCUACAAUUAUUAGCCCCUAUGAACAGCAAUUGACGGGUCCAUCGACAAGUCGAAGACGGUGUUUUUCACAACAAUUAAUGAUUAUUGAUUCGAAUCAACCAUCAACAUCGUCUAUCCCAUCUAAUUAUUAUAAUCAACAACAACAACAACGUUCUAGUCACAGAAUUUCAAAGUAUUAUUAUGAAUCGAAUUCUAUGGAAAAAUAUGGCCUUAGGCAUCGAAGAAAACGUAUUCGAACGUAUAAAGAAGAUGAUAGUAACGAAGAUUUUGAUGAUGAAGAAUCUACCGGAUGUUCGCAAAAUCAUGAUCAAAGCAAUGAUGAAUAUGUAGAUGCUGCCAAAAUUCCUAGCGAUACCAAUAAUAAUAGACCAUCAAUCGUUAAUGAUAAAUACCAUUUACGACAAAACAACCGAAAACCUCGACGAUACGAUUCCGAUGAUGAUGAAGAAGAAGAAUUAGAAUUACCUGAAGAAGAGGAAGAAAUAAAGGACGAAGAAGAUACAGAUGAAAAGACAGACGUCGAAGAUGAUCGUGAUGAAGAUGAAGAAGAAGACGAUGAUGAAGAGGAUGACGAAGAAGUGGAACCGGAAGAACAGCCAAAUGAUUCAGAUGCAACCCAAUUAGAUGCUGAAGAAGAUGAUGAUGAUAAUAAAGAAAAUUCCUCAUCUCGUACUGGAACGCGGAGGCCAAUUCGUGCUGCAGCAAGGAAACGAGUAAAUUACGGUGAAAACGACUCUGAUUCUGAUGAUGACUUGGCCGUUAAUCAGAUUCGUGAACGAAAUUCAAAUAUUCGUUUGACGCAUCAACAACCACGACCAGCGCCGACUGUUUUCAUUGAUUCAUUUGCUUCCAACAAUGAAUCAUCACGAGAAUCAACAAUGUCAUCAAAUAGUAAUCGUUCGGAUGGAUCUAUCAAUCGUGUCGGUCGCCGUGCUGCUCGUCGUCGUAACGGCCAUGAUAAUGAUGAGGACGAUGAUGAUAGUAAUCACCAGAGUUCUUCUGGACUUCGACGUUCCACUCGAAAAAUUCAACCAAAACGUCGUUAUAGUUCAGAUUCAGCUGAUGAACAAUUUCACCAACAACUGAAAUCCCGUAUUCGACGAUCACGAACAUAUCAAAAACAUUAUGAUGGCCGUGUAGGGUUGCAAGACCCAAGGAGGACGGGAAGACAUGUCCUACUUUCUGAAACUUUGUCGUCCUGUCCUCCUCAAACAUGAAAAUGUCCUCCUUAGAAUUUUCCAAUAAAUGC
Messenger RNA from Dermatophagoides pteronyssinus (European house dust mite), 6267 nucleotides. RefSeq names its product bromodomain and WD repeat-containing protein (gene BRWD3). NCBI's taxonomy places the organism in Eukaryota, Metazoa, Arthropoda, Arachnida, Sarcoptiformes, Pyroglyphidae. The record is from RefSeq and is a predicted model, not a curated record. Gene Ontology annotation, cellular component: nucleus. Gene Ontology annotation, molecular function: protein binding. Gene Ontology annotation, biological process: regulation of transcription by RNA polymerase II; cytoskeleton organization; regulation of cell shape.